GGAGAUCAACAGCUGAGCAGGUAUCAGGUCACCUGGUGGAAACAUUCAACUCCGGAUCAGGACGAGUCUGCAGUUGAGGAUGGAGUCGUAUCAGAGGGAGUCGAUGAGGAGAAUCAGGAGAAACAGCAGCAGGACUCUUCUUCAGGAUCUCUUGUAUAAAGGAGGAGGAGGAGGAGGAGACAGAGACACUCCAAUCCCAGCUCAGCCCGGCAGAGACGCUAAGAUGAUCCACUCCAUCGCCAGUCUGAUCAGAGGGAGGAGCAAACUCCUGCUGCUGGAGAAUCCCGACAUUGUGGAGAUCUACAAACUGAAUGAGUCAACAGCUCGUUCGACGAGAGCUGCUAAAGAUGACGUUUACCUGCCGGACAUCACGAAGAAGGCCUCAAAUCUGACCUCAAUCAGAGGAGCUCUGAGUCAGUCCUGUCCGUACCUGUACGACAAGCGACGAGGAUCCUUCUCUUCAGUCGCCUCCCAGAGAACAGGAGGUCUCCCUAAAAAACAGAGUUACCUAAAGGUGCAAAGAGAGGCAAAGAAAUCCAACGUCACCGUGACAAUGACCUACCUGGGUCAAGGUCGUCAGGGGUCGGGGUUGAAGUCCACUCAGGAUGAACUGAAGGUGCUCCAGCAGGUCAACGGAGGGGAGAACAUCUGUGUGUUCAAGGGCCUGGUGACUCCGGGAGGUAGGAGCCGUGAAAUGUGAAGCUGAUUAGCUGGAAUGUGCACAAAAGGGCAGUUAACGGCAUUUAACUCCACCAAGGCCAAACCGUCCCCUUGUGUUUCCAUCAAGAUCCGUCACUGGAAAAUCUGUGAAAAUGUCAAAUAACACAAUUUCUCCCUGUGUUAAUGAAAGAGAAAACACAUUCCUGCUCCACACUUUAAUAGUUUCUUUGUGUCCCAACCUUCCACCAACUUUCUGUCUUUAAAUGUCUUUGUUAUUAGCGUCAUUUUCACACACAAAGAAAAACCCCUAUAGGAAUAUUUGCCUGCCCAUUAAUCACAGUCAGAAUAAAAGGUGAGAAGAAAUGAGUGGUGUUAAAAAGCUUUUCCCCCAUUUUCACAUAUUUAAUUACUCGUCUUCCCUCAAAGCGUCAUCGUAAAAUAGGAUGAUGAGGAUGUGAGGCCUCGGGCGAAGUUUGAGCCGAACAUGAAUACAAAGCAAAUGUGUGACCGUCACAUAAAAACAAAACAAAAGAAAAUCAUGAGUUAUUUCAUCUUUGCAGCAGCUGUGAGUUAAAGUAAAACAAGAAAAGAGGAGACGACGAACAUAAAACACAUUUCAAACCGGCGAUUUAUGGCUUU
Molecule: messenger RNA, 1299 nt
Organism: Hippoglossus stenolepis (Pacific halibut)
Lineage: Eukaryota; Metazoa; Chordata; Actinopteri; Pleuronectiformes; Pleuronectidae
Product: glutamate-rich protein 3
Exons: 5
Coding region: 80-700 (206 amino acids)
Source: RefSeq, a predicted model, not a curated record